AUGUUUUCUCUUUCGCUAUCUUCCGUCCUCCUGACUGCGCUUUCAUACACGGUUCAUACAACAUGUGCAUACACUGUUUUAGACAACCAAUGCUGGCCAGAAACCACACUGCAGACCACUACGCUCCAGUCACAUAGGACUUCUACACCUUUCAGGAUCGUCGAAAUCGUGAACUCCAUCACUACUGAUUUCAGACCUCCAGUAUUCUUCCACCUUCCCUGGCCCUGGUCCUACCCGCCGCUGUGUACCUCUCCCCUUCCUAGCAUACAAUCUAGCCUGUGCAUCUAUACCAGCACAACCUUUGCCUCUGGCCGCGGCAUCUCAGUCGUCACUACCCCAAAACUAGCUGUCCAUCUCGCUUCCCUUCCUGCCUUUACAGACCCUUCCUUGCUCGAGACCGACAAAACCAACGAACCCAGCGGCUCAUGGUUCACAUCCAGCAUCCCCGAUAAGGGUAUUGGAACCCUCGCUCUGCACGAUCUAGCACCGCAAACACAAAUCCUGCGCUACACACCCGCAUUCCUAGCCUAUCUAGAGGCUGACCUCACCACCCUGGACCGCGAAUCCCUCUGGCAGACGGCAAUCGAUCGCCUACCCAGCGCAACGCGCCUCUCCUUCCUUAGUCUAAUGUACAUCUACGGCGAUCCGCGCGUGCGCACACAAGACAUCACCAAAGCCAACACCUUCCAGUUCUCCAUCGCCGGCACCAACCACCUCGCCAUCUUCCCUGAGACAAGCCGCCUCAAUCAUGACUGUGCGCCCAACAGCCAAUACGUGCUGGAUCCGGAGCUGCUGACGCAUACGGUGCGCGUUAUGCGGCGUAUCCCCAAGGGCGAGGAGAUCACCAUCGCGUAUACGAGCCCGCUCGAGCAGGCGGCAGACAGGCAGGCGCGGUUGGUUGAUGGCUUCCACUUCGAGUGUCGGUGUAGGAGAUGCGUGGAUGGGGCGCGCUCAGAUGCAGUGCUCAAUCGGAUUAAUGAAUUGCAGGGGCAGCUGAAUGAUUGGAGUGCCGCGUCGCGGGCGGGUCCGGAGAUGGCCGAGGAGUUGGUGCAGAUGUAUGUCCAGGAGGGGUUGGAGGGAUUCUUAGAUGUUCCGUUUGGGUUUGCGGCGUUGGCAUGUAAUGCGGUGGGGACAGUGGAGGAGGCGAGGGUAUGGGCUGCAAAGGCUAGGAGCGCGGUGCUGAUGAAGGAUGGGAAGGGUGCGGAUGCGCUGAGGAUUUGGAAUAGCUUGUUGAGUGAUGCUGAGGGGCAUUGGAGCUUCAGGCGGCGGCUUUGAGGCAUAGAUCUGAC
This is a messenger RNA of Macroventuria anomochaeta, 1289 nucleotides long. RefSeq names its product SET domain-containing protein. The transcript has a single exon. The record is from RefSeq and is a predicted model, not a curated record. NCBI's taxonomy places the organism in Eukaryota, Fungi, Ascomycota, Dothideomycetes, Pleosporales, Didymellaceae. Gene Ontology annotation, molecular function: protein binding. Bases 1 to 1275 code for a protein of 424 amino acids.